GUUGGCCCUGGCCGCAGCCUGGGCGCUCCAAGUAGGAAGAUAAGCGGGAUUGCAGGAAGCGGGAGAGUCGGGAGGAGACGCGAAGGGCUCCUCUUCCCCAUUGGCUGCGCCCGCGGAGCAGCCUCGUUGCGAUUGGCCGUACGCAGUCCCGCGUCGGCCCGCCCCUCGGGCCGCAAGAGGCGCCGGGAUCGCGGGCGCCGGCUGAGCCAGCGGCUCCUGGGAGGCUGCGUCCGCACGCCGGCGGGGCGAGGCGACCGGGCCCUGCGCGUCAGGUCUUGGCCUGGGGCACCGGGGCGACCGGCGGCGGAGGCGGCCUGAGAACUGGAGGAAGCUGGAGAAAAGAUGCCCUCUGACUCUUUCUGUUUGGCUGCCCAGGCUCGCCUUGACUCCAAAUGGUUGAAAACAGAUAUACAGCUUGCAUUCACAAGAGAUGGGCUCUGUGGUCUGUGGAACGAAAUGGUUAAAGAUGGAGAAAUUGUGUACACUGGAACAGAAUCAACCCAGAAUGGAGAGCUCCUUCCUAGAAAAGAUGAUAGCGUCGAACCAAGUGGAACAAAGAAAGAAGAUAUGAAUGACAAAGAGAAAAAAGAUGAAGAAGAAACUCCUGCACCUGUAUAUAGGGCCAAGUCAAUUCUGGAAAGCUGGGUAUGGGGCAAGCAACCAGAUGUAAAUGAACUGAAGGAAUGUCUUUCUGUGCUGGUUAAAGAGCAACAGGCCCUGGCCGUCCAGUCAGCCACCACCACCCUCUCAGCCCUGAGACUCAAGCAGAGGCUAGUGAUCUUGGAGCGCUAUUUCAUUGCCUUGAAUAGAACCGUUUUUCAGGAGAAUGUCAAAGUUAAGUGGAAAAGCAGCAGCAUUUCUCUGCCUCCUGUGGACAAGAAAAGUUCCCGGCCUGCGGGCAAAGGCGUGGAGGGGCUCGCCAGAGUGGGAUCCCGAGCGGCGCUGUCUUUCGCCUUCGCCUUCCUGCGCAGGGCCUGGCGAUCAGGCGAGGAUGCGGACCUCUGCAGUGAGCUGUUGCAGGAGUCCCUGGAUGCCCUGCGAGCACUUCCCGAGGCCUCGCUCUUCGACGAGAGCACCGUGUCCUCUGUGUGGCUGGAGGUGGUGGAGAGAGCGACCAGGUUCCUCAGGUCCGUCGUGACGGGGGAUGUUCAUGGAACACCAGGCACCAAAGGGCCAGGAAGCAUCCCCCUGCAGGACCAGCACUUGGCCCUGGCCAUCCUGCUGGAGCUGGCUGUGCAGAGAGGCACGCUGAGCCAAAUGUUGUCUGCCAUCCUGUUGUUGCUUCAGCUGUGGGACAGCGGGGCACAGGAGACUGACAAUGAGCGUUCCGCCCAGGGCACCAGCGCCCCACUUUUGCCCUUGCUGCAGAGGUUCCAGAGCAUCAUUUGCAGUAAGGAUACACCUCACUCCGAGGGCGACAUGCACCUUUUGUCUGGCCCCCUGAGCCCCAACGAGAGUUUCCUGAGGUACCUCACCCUUCCGCAAGACAGCGAGCUUGCCAUUGAUCUGCGACAGACGGCGGUUGUCGUCAUGGCCCACUUAGACCGUCUGGCUACGCCCUGUAUGCCUCCGCUGUGUAGCUCUCCGACGUCUCAUAAGGGAUCAUUGCAAGAGGUCAUAGGUUGGGGGUUAAUAGGAUGGAAAUACUAUGCCAAUGUGAUUGGUCCGAUCCAGUGCGAAGGCCUGGCCAACCUGGGAGUCAUACAGAUUGCCUGUGCAGAGAAGCGUUUCCUGAUUCUGUCACGUAAUGGCCGUGUGUACACACAGGCCUACAAUAGUGACACACUGGCCCCACAGCUGGUCCAAGGCCUUGCGUCCAGAAACAUUAUAAAAAUUGCUGCGCAUUCUGAUGGUCACCACUACCUGGCCUUGGCUGCCACUGGAGAGGUGUACUCCUGGGGCUGUGGGGACGGCGGACGGCUGGGCCAUGGGGACACUGUGCCUCUGGAGGAGCCUAAGGUGAUCUCCGCCUUCUCUGGAAAGCAGGCCGGGAAGCACGUGGUGCACAUCGCUUGCGGGAGCACUUACAGCGCGGCCAUCACUGCCGAGGGGGAGCUGUACACCUGGGGCCGCGGGAACUAUGGCCGGCUGGGCCACGGCUCCAGUGAGGACGAGGCUAUUCCGAUGCCGGUAGCUGGGCUUAAAGGACUGAAGGUCAUCGAUGUGGCGUGUGGGAGUGGGGACGCUCAAACCCUGGCUGUCACUGAGAACGGGCAAGUGUGGUCCUGGGGAGAUGGUGAUUAUGGGAAAUUGGGCAGAGGUGGUAGUGAUGGCUGCAAAACCCCAAAGCUGAUUGAAAAGCUUCAAGACUUGGAUGUGGUCAAAGUCCGCUGUGGAAGUCAGUUUUCCAUUGCUUUGACGAAAGAUGGCCAAGUUUAUUCAUGGGGAAAAGGUGACAACCAGAGACUUGGACACGGAACAGAGGAACAUGUUCGUUAUCCAAAACUCUUAGAAGGCUUGCAAGGGAAGAAGGUGAUUGAUGUGGCUGCCGGCUCCACCCACUGCCUGGCUCUAACUGAGGACAGCGAGGUCCACAGCUGGGGGAGCAACGACCAGUGCCAGCACUUUGACACCUUGCGCGUGACCAAGCCAGAACCUGCAGCAUUGCCGGGACUGGACACCAAACACAUAGUGGGAAUUGCCUGUGGGCCUGCCCAGAGCUUUGCCUGGUCAUCGUGUUCUGAGUGGUCCAUUGGCCUCCGUGUCCCUUUUGUGGUGGACAUUUGCUCAGUGACUUUUGAGCAGCUGGAUCUCCUGCUGCGGCAGGUGAGUGAGGGGAUGGACGGCUCCGCGGACUGGCCCCCGCCCCAGGAGAAAGAGUGCGUGGCCGUGGCAACGCUGAAUCUUCUACGACUUCAGUUGCAUGCUGCCAUUAGUCACCAGGUUGACCCGGAAUUCCUUGGUUUAGGUCUGGGCAGCGUCCUCCUGAACAGCCUGAAGCAGACGGUGGUGACCCUGGCCAGCAGCGCGGGCGUGCUGAGCACCGUGCAGUCGGCCGCCCAGUCCGUGCUGCAGAGCGGCUGGUCUGUGCUGCUGCCCACCGCCGAGGAGCGGGCCCGGGCACUCUCUGCUCUCCUGCCCUGCGCAGUUUCAGGCAAUGACGUGAACAUAAGUCCAGGUCGUCGAUUCAUGAUUGAUCUUCUGGUGGGCAGCUUGAUGGCUGAUGGAGGGUUGGAGUCAGCCUUACACGCAGCCAUUACUGCAGAGAUCCAGGAUAUCGAAGCGAAAAAAGAAGCACAGAAGGAAAAAGAAAUUGAUGAACAGGAAGCAAAUGCAUCAACAUUUCACAGAAGCAGGACUCCAUUGGAUAAAGACCUUAUUAAUACAGGGAUCUGUGAGUCUUCUGGCAAACAGUGUUUGCCUCUGGUUCAGCUCAUACAACAGCUUCUUAGAAACAUUGCUUCUCAGACUGUGGCCAGAUUGAAGGAUGUUGCCCGUCGGAUUUCAUCGUGUCUGGACUUUGAGCAACACGAUUGUGAAAGAUCUGCCUCACUGGAUUUGUUGCUGCGUUUUCAACGUUUGCUUAUUAGUAAACUUUAUCCAGGAGAAAGUAUAGGUCAGACCUCAGAUAUUUCUAGUCCAGAGCUAAUGGGCGUUGGUUCCUUGCUGAAGAAGUACACAGCCCUUCUGUGCACGCACAUUGGAGAUAUCCUGCCUGUGGCAGCCAGCGUUGCUUCUACCAGCUGGCGGCACUUCGCAGAGGUGGCUUGCAUUGUGGAAGGGGACUUUACAGGUGUUCUCCUUCCAGAACUAGUAGUUUCUAUAGUGCUUCUGCUCAGUAAAAAUGCUGGUCUCAUGCAAGAGGCUGGAGCUGUACCUCUGCUGGGUGGCCUGUUGGAACAUCUGGAUCGGUUCAACCACCUGGCUCCAGGAAAGGAACGGGAUGAUCAUGAAGAGUUAGCCUGGCCUGGCAUAAUGGAGUCAUUUUUUACAGGUCAGAACUGUAGAAAUAAUGAAGAAGUGACGCUUAUACGCAAAGCUGAUUUGGAGAACCAUAAUAAAGAUGGAGGCUUCUGGACUGUGAUUGACGGGAAAGUGUAUGAUAUAAAGGACUUCCAGACGCAGUCGUUAACAGGAAAUAGUAUUCUUGCUCAGUUUGCAGGGGAAGACCCAGUGGUAGCUUUGGAAGCUGCUUUGCAGUUUGAAGACACUCGGGAAUCCAUGCACGCGUUUUGUGUUGGCCAAUAUCUGGAGCCUGACCAAGAAGUUGUCACCAUACCAGAUCUGGGAAGUCUCUCUUCACCUCUGAUAGACACAGAGAGGAACCUGGGCCUGCUUCUUGGAUUGCACGCCUCCUAUUUAGCAAUGAGCACCCCGCUGUCUCCUGUUGAGAUUGAAUGUGCCAAGUGGCUUCAGUCAUCUAUCUUCUCUGGAGGCCUGCAGACUAGCCAGAUCCACUACAGCUACAACGAGGAGAAAGAUGAGGACCACUGCAGCUCCCCAGGGGGCACACCUGCCAGCAAAUCUCGACUCUGCUCCCACAGACGGGCCCUGGGGGACCAUUCCCAGGCAUUUCUGCAAGCCAUUGCAGACAAUAACAUUCAGGAUCACAACGUGAAGGACUUUUUGUGUCAAAUAGAAAGGUACUGUAGGCAGUGCCAUUUGACCACACCGAUCACGUUUCCGCCUGAGCAUCCCGUGGAAGAGGUCGGUCGCUUGCUGUUAUGUUGCCUCUUAAAACAUGAAGAUUUAGGUCAUGUGGCAUUAUCUUUAGUUCAUGCAGGUGCACUUGGUAUUGAGCAAGUAAAGCACAGAACGUUGCCUAAGUCAGUGGUGGAUGUUUGUAGGGUUGUCUACCAAGCAAAAUGUUCGCUCAUUAAGACUCAUCAAGAACAGGGCCGUUCUUACAAGGAGGUCUGCGCUCCUGUUAUCGAACGUUUGAGAUUCCUCUUUAAUGAACUGAGACCUGCUGUUUGUAAUGACCUCUCUAUAAUGUCUAAGUUUAAAUUGUUAAGUUCUUUGCCCCGUUGGAGGAGGAUAGCUCAGAAGAUAAUUCGAGAACGAAGGAAAAAGAGAGUUCCUAAGAAGCCAGAAUCUACGGAUGAUGAAGAAAAAAUUGGAAACGAAGAGAGUGAUUUAGAAGAAGCUUGCAUUUUGCCUCAUAGUCCAAUAAAUGUGGACAAGAGACCCAUUGCAAUUAAAUCACCCAAGGAUAAAUGGCAGCCGCUGUUGAGUACUGUUACAGGUGUUCACAAAUACAAGUGGUUGAAGCAGAAUGUUCAGGGUCUUUAUCCACAGUCUCCACUCCUCAGUACAAUUGCUGAAUUUGCCCUUAAAGAAGAGCCAGUGGAUGUGGAAAAAAUGAGAAAGUGCCUACUAAAACAGUUGGAGAGAGCAGAGGUUCGCCUGGAAGGGAUAGAUACAAUUUUAAAACUGGCAAGCAAGAAUUUCUUACUUCCAUCUGUGCAGUACGCGAUGUUUUGUGGAUGGCAAAGACUUAUUCCUGAGGGAAUCGAUAUAGGGGAACCUCUUACUGAUUGUUUAAAGGAUGUUGAUUUGAUCCCCCCCUUUAAUCGGAUGCUGCUGGAAGUCACCUUUGGCAAGCUGUAUGCUUGGGCUGUUCAGAACAUUCGAAAUGUUUUGAUGGAUGCCAAUGCCAAAUUUAAAGAGCUUGGUAUCCAGCCGGUUCCCCUGCAAACCAUUACCAAUGAGAACCCGUCAGGACCGAGCCUGGGGACCAUCCCACAAGCCCGCUUCCUCCUGGUGAUGCUCAGCAUGCUGACCCUGCAGCACGGUGCCAACAACCUCGACCUCCUGCUCAAUUCCGGCACGCUGGCCCUCACGCAGACGGCACUGCGCCUGAUCGGCCCCAGUUGUGACAAUGUUGAGGAAGAUAUGAAUGCUUCUGCUCAAGGUGCUUCUGCCACAGUUUUGGAAGAAACAAGGAAGGAAACGGCUCCUGUGCAGCUCCCUGUUUCAGGGCCAGAGCUGGCUGCCAUGAUGAAGAUUGGAACGAGGGUCAUGAGAGGUGUGGACUGGAAGUGGGGCGAUCAGGAUGGGCCUCCUCCAGGCCUAGGCCGAGUGAUUGGUGAGCUGGGAGAGGACGGGUGGAUAAGAGUCCAGUGGGACACGGGCAGCACCAACUCCUACAGGAUGGGGAAAGAAGGAAAAUAUGACCUCAAGCUGGCAGAGCUUCCGGCCGCUGCACAGCCCUCAGCAGAGGACUCGGACACAGAGGACGAUUCUGAAGCGGAACAAACUGAAAGGAACAUUCACCCCACUGCAAUGAUGUUUACCAGCACUAUUAACUUACUGCAGACUCUUUGUCUGUCUGCCGGAGUUCACGCUGAGAUCAUGCAGAGCGAAGCCACCAAGACUUUGUGCGGACUGCUGCGAAUGUUAGUGGAAAGCGGAACGACGGACAAGACAUCUUCUCCAAACAGGCUGGUGUGCAGGGAGCAGCACCGGAGCUGGUGCACGCUGGGGUUUGUGCGGAGCAUCGCGCUCACGCCGCAGGUGUGCGGCGCCCUCAGCUCCCCGCAGUGGAUCACGCUGCUCAUGAAGGUCGUGGAAGGGCAUGCACCCUUCACUGCCGCCUCGCUGCAGAGGCAGAUCUUAGCUGUGCAUUUAUUGCAAGCAGUCCUUCCGUCAUGGGACAAGACCGAAAGGGCGAGGGACAUGAAGUGCCUUGUGGAGAAGCUGUUUGGCUUCUUGGGGAGCUUGCUCACUACCUGCUCUUCUGACGUGCCCUUACUCAGAGAGUCCACGCCGCGGCGGCGCAGGGCGCGCCCGCAGGCCUCGCUGACCGCCACGCACAGCAGCACACUGGCGGAGGAGGUGGUGGCACUGCUGCGCACGCUGCACUCGCUGACUCAGUGGAACGGGCUCAUCAACAAGUACAUCAACUCCCAGCUCCGCUCCGUCACCCACAGCUUUGCAGGAAGGCCUUCCGAAGGGGCCCAGCUAGAGGACUACUUCCCCGACUCCGAGAACCCUGAAGUGGGGGGCCUCAUGGCGGUCCUGGCUGUGAUCGGAGGCAUCGAUGGUCGCCUGCGCCUGGGCGGCCAAGUUGUGCACGAUGAGUUUGGAGAAGGCACCGUGACUCGCAUCACCCCGAAGGGCAGAAUCACCGUGCAGUUCUCCGACAUGCGGACGUGUCGCGUGUGCCCACUGAGUCAGCUGAAACCACUCCCUGCUGUGGCCUUUAAUGUGAACAACCUGCCCUUCACAGAGCCCAUGCUGUCGGUCUGGGCUCAGUUGGUGAAUCUCGCUGGAAGCAAGUUAGAAAAGCACAAAAUAAAGAAAUCUACUAAACAGGCCUUUACAGGACAAGUGGACCUGGACCUGCUGCGGUGCCAGCAGUUGAAGCUAUACAUCCUGAAAGCAGGUCGGGCGCUGCUCUCCCACCAGGAUAAACUGCGGCAGAUCCUGUCUCAGCCAGCUGUUCAGGAGACUGGAACUGUUCACGCAGAUGAUGGAGCAGUGGCAUCACCUGACCUUGGGGACAUGUCUCCUGAAGGGCCACAGCCCCCCAUGAUCCUCUUGCAGCAGCUGCUGGCCUCGGCCACCCAGCCGUCUCCUGUGAAGGCCAUAUUUGAUAAACAGGAACUUGAGGCUGCUGCACUGGCCGUGUGCCAGUGCUUGGCUGUGGAGUCCACUCACCCUUCGAGCCCAGGAUUUGAAGACUGCAGCUCCAGUGAGGCCACCACGCCUGUCGCCGUGCAGCACAUCCGCCCGGCCAGAGUGAAGAGGCGCAAGCAGUCUCCCGUUCCCGCCCUGCCCAUUGUGGUGCAGCUCAUGGAGAUGGGAUUUCCCCGAAGGAACAUCGAGUUUGCGCUGAAGUCUCUCACUGGUGCUUCCGGGAAUGCAUCCGGCUUGCCUGGUGUGGAAGCCUUGGUCGGGUGGCUGCUGGACCACUCCGACGUCCAGGUCACGGAGCUCUCGGAUGCAGACACAGUGUCCGACGAGUAUUCUGAUGAGGAGGUGGUGGAGGACAUGGAUGAUGCUGCCUACUCCAUGUCUACUGGUGCUGUUGUGACGGAGAGCCAGACCUAUAAAAAACGAGCUGAUUUCUUGAGUAAUGAUGAUUAUGCUGUAUAUGUGAGAGAGAAUAUUCAGGUGGGAAUGAUGGUUAGAUGCUGCCGAGCGUAUGAAGAAGUGUGUGAAGGCGAUGUUGGCAAAGUCAUUAAGCUGGACAGAGAUGGAUUGCAUGAUCUCAAUGUGCAGUGUGACUGGCAGCAGAAAGGGGGUACCUACUGGGUUAGGUACAUUCAUGUGGAACUUAUAGGCUAUCCUCCACCAAGUUCUUCUUCUCACAUCAAGAUUGGUGAUAAAGUGCGGGUCAAAGCCUCUGUUGCCACACCGAAAUACAAGUGGGGAUCUGUGACUCAUCAGAGCGUGGGGGUUGUGAAAGCUUUCAGUGCCAAUGGAAAAGAUAUCAUUGUCGACUUUCCCCAGCAGUCUCACUGGACUGGGUUGCUGUCAGAAAUGGAGUUGGUCCCCAGUAUUCAUCCUGGGGUUACGUGUGAUGGAUGUCAGAUGUUUCCUAUCAAUGGAUCCAGAUUCAAAUGCAGAAACUGUGAUGACUUUGAUUUUUGUGAAACGUGUUUCAAGACCAAAAAACACAAUACUAGGCAUACAUUUGGCAGAAUAAAUGAACCAGGUAUGGCAGAAUGUUUAUAUUCUCUCUUCCGCCGAAUAUGAAUGAAGUUCUUACUGUGGACCACAGUGUAUUGGAAUUUGUUGUUUUAAGGUUCCUGUGUAUUCGGUGAACUCUGUAGAGUGAGUACAGUGAAAUGGAAGUGACAGUCCUACCCACUGAUGACCGGCUGGCUUUUUAAAAAUAAUCCAGAUGGUGUAUCGGGGAAGAAAUAGAAUAACUAGGCUUGUUUGCUUGUAUUUCCAAACAUUAAAAGAAUCUCAAGAAACUAGUCACUGUUUAGUUACAUGGCAUGUGGAAUUGGUUAGAUGGAGAGUGAGUUUUUAAAUGUAUAUACCUUUUAUUAUAUUUUUCAUUGUGGCAAAAUAUAUAUAACUUAAAAUUAGCCAUUUAAGCAUUUUCGAAGUUUAUAAUUCGGGGUAUUAAGUACCUUAAGUACAGUGUUGCACAACCAUCACAGCUGUCUAUUACCAAAACUUUACACCACUCCGAUGAAAAACUCUGUACCCAGUAAGCAAUUUAACUGCCCUACUUCCCCCUACCUCACCCCUGGUAACCUUGAAUCUGACUUUGGCCUCUAUGAAUAUGACCACUCCAGACACUUCAUCUAGAUGGAACCAUAUAAGAUUUAUCCUUUUGUGUUUAGCCUAAUGUCUUCAAGCUUUAUCC
Piliocolobus tephrosceles (Ugandan red Colobus) is the source of this 9268-nucleotide messenger RNA. It is a transcript of the gene HERC2, whose product is annotated as HECT and RLD domain containing E3 ubiquitin protein ligase 2. Gene Ontology annotation, molecular function: ubiquitin-protein transferase activity; zinc ion binding. The coding region runs from base 343 to 8643 and encodes 2766 amino acids. NCBI's taxonomy places the organism in Eukaryota, Metazoa, Chordata, Mammalia, Primates, Cercopithecidae. The record is from RefSeq and is a predicted model, not a curated record. Gene Ontology annotation, biological process: protein ubiquitination. The transcript has 52 exons.